CUUUUUGAUGGCUUGGUUAAAUAUGACUUGAGUAACUUGUGUUCUGACUAAAAGGAAAUUCAUGUAUUGAUCCUAACUCUGUUUUUUCCUCACUCUCUUCAGACCUAAGGAGAGAGCCUUCUGGAGAUAGAAAUCGGAGCGUGAUUUCCGACCAUUGUUUCUGCACAGACUGAUGGGUUGGUGAGAUACCAGGGUCUUGGUGUGAGGACUUUUUUUUCCGUCUUGGUUUCUUUCGGAGGAAGAAUACAGUGAAAGAACUUUCAACACUUUGGAAAUUUUUAUUGUUUUUGUACGGUUUUACGGGAUGCCUGAGAAAAACGCUUGGAGUCAGCGACCCUGGACUCUCCCGCACGUGCGGAUCUCUCCAAAGGUGCAUGUGCCGAAAAUAGACACCUAUUUCAAAGAGAUAUCAGAUUGCCAGAAACAGUAUUCAAAGCUUCGCCUGACCCCAGAGGUUCCAAGCCACACCCACUCACUUCCGUUCGUUUUCCCGCGGUCCUACACUACCUCAAAAAUUGACAUUAGACCGUCUUAUGUCCGCUCAUCCCCCGUCCCGGUACCUCGCCAAAACACAAAACUGUCGUGGCAGUUGAAACCAACUGACGUUAGACCUUUCGAGAACAGACCGAAUGAUUCGGUCGAAUCCUCGGAAAACCUUCAUCUGUCGGAAGAAACGACCGAAUCGACAGAGGAAGAGUUAAGUGACAUAAAUCCCUUGAAACUUUCGGAACAUUUACGGGAUUCGGGAUUCGGUGAUCCCAUUAUGUUGACUUGGUCAGCGAAAGACCAUUUAUCAAAAUUCCAUCUCCCCAAAGGACGGAGGGCUAGAAAACUCCCUUCUAACCCAUCACAAAGGGAGAAAAUAAAGGGAAGGGCUCGGUUAGACUAUGAAAUGGCCAAUAUGAGAGCCGUGGCCUUUUGUGAAAGACAAGCCCCUAAAGUGUUCCGAACGGCAUCAGCGCACAUGCGCAAUAGAGAUGUACAGUUCAUUGAAGAGGAAGUCAAAGAAAAUAUGCAGCGGGAUAUUGAGUUAGAUGCAGACGACAGUGACAGUAUUAUUGUGAUGAAAGUGGACCGUGAGGAACUGUUCGAGCGAAUCAAUACUUGGAUAGAGGAUGUCACGAAAUCACUGACCACUUAAGGAAGUGACGUCACAUACAUAGACCUUACCGCUAUUCUAGUCAUUAUGAGGGCAUAAUUUGUAAAUGGACAUUGAUUGUUAUCUUAUUUAUGAAAUGAAUUAAACAUGAUUUCACAUUUUUGAUGAGGGUAACGAUUCAUUAUGAACUAGAAUACACGAACGUGAUGUUCUUUGUUAUUAAUAGAACGUGUAUACUGUGUCAUUGCAUUGUAUUAUCAUAUUGUUGAAUUUUGGUGCCCAGAAGUGUUGUUAAUUUUUACUAACAGCCACACCGUGAAUUCAGAUGUUUUGGCAUGACAGUAGUCAUCAACUGUAUAAAUUUCUAUGUACUCUUGUAUUAGCUAUUUUGUAAGAUUUGUUACAAGAAAAUUUCACUUUAAGAUGAAACAUUUUCUGGAACAAACACUAUCAAAAGUGAAAAUCACUUCAUGCAAGUGAUUCAUAUUGUGAGAAUGUAAUAAAAUAAUUGAAAUUCUA
This is a messenger RNA of Magallana angulata, 1618 nucleotides long. RefSeq lists its product as uncharacterized. The transcript is spliced from 2 exons. Lineage: Eukaryota; Metazoa; Mollusca; Bivalvia; Ostreida; Ostreidae. The record is from RefSeq and is a predicted model, not a curated record. Bases 305 to 1141 code for a protein of 278 amino acids.